This is a messenger RNA of Cuscuta epithymum, 1181 nucleotides long. The record is from the annotation of a GenBank genome assembly. Lineage: Eukaryota; Viridiplantae; Streptophyta; Magnoliopsida; Solanales; Convolvulaceae.
GUCAACCAUAGCCGGCGUCCGAACAGGGGAAGCAUAAGAAGAACUGAACAAGAGAGUAGCGAAUUCGAACUUCGAAGAGUGAAAUUCAAUACGCUAUGGAGUUUUUACCUCCCGGAUUCCGGUUCCACCCUACCGACGAGGAGCUGGUGGUGCACUAUCUAUGCCGGAAAUGCGCGGCCCAGUCCGUCGCCGUUCCCAUCAUCGCCGAGAUCGACCUCUACAAGUUCGACCCGUGGCAGCUUCCCGAGAUGGCUUUGUACGGUGAAAAGGAGUGGUAUUUCUUCUCUCCCAGGGAUCGGAAGUACCCGAACGGUUCACGACCGAACCGGGCCGCCGGGACAGGGUACUGGAAGGCAACCGGAGCCGACAAGCCCGUCGGGAAACCGAAAACGUUGGGGAUAAAGAAGGCGCUGGUUUUCUACGCCGGGAAAGCUCCGAGAGGAAUAAAGACAAACUGGAUUAUGCAUGAGUAUAGGCUGGCCAACGUCGACCGCUCUCCAGCCUGCAAGAGAAACAAUCUGAGGCUUGAUGACUGGGUACUGUGCCGAAUAUACAACAAGAAAGGAACUCUUGAGAAUUACUCACACUAUGGCGGUAGCGGUAGCAGUUUGGACGAAAAGGAAUUCCAUUUUCCAGAAGCCGAGGAACAUAAGCCCAAAAUAAUCAGCCCUUUUAAUGGGAUGCCUAGGCAAGCAGGCAUUCUACAGACGGGCUCAAGCUGCUGCUGCUCAGAGCAAAUACAAUCGUCAUGUGACAAAGAGGUCCAGAGUGCCGCCCCUAAAUGGGACGACAAAGACGACGUUAAUGUCCAGCUACUCAACAACAGCUACUACAAUAUGGCGGAUGAUGAUGCUCUGCCUCCAAUGAACUUCCACUAUCCUUUUGCCUCUCAAACGCCCCAGCAAUAUAAUAAUGACUCAUUCAAUCCUUUCCAGUCAGACAUGUUUUUCAUGCACAACAAGUCCACUUCCUACUUCUGCUUGUAGAUACAUUGGCUCCUCCCCCCAAAUAUCUUAAUUACCAAACAAAAUCAAGAAAAGUGCUAGUGUUUGCUAUGAUGGAGGGGUAGAUUGUGUACUUGGUUACUGGAAAAUUUAUUGUUUUAAUGUAUUAAUGAUACCAAGUACUGUAAGUUGGGAAAUUCUUCAUGUAAAUAAAUGAAACAAAGAAGUAAACAACUU